AUGACAUUAAAUGUCAGAUUGUCUGCAUCGGUGGAAGUAGUACGUGCACCAGCAAUGCCGAGCGUACCACCAUUAACCUUUAGCAAUGGCGCCAGUGAUGCCACAAAUAUUAUACCGGAAAGACGUGCACGUCUUAACACCGCACCAGGUAUGCGUGGAGCAGGCAGUAUUGGUAUUACGUAUGGUACUGGCACGAAACGUCCGUACAAUAUUAUCGGUGGUUCCACCGUUUCACACAUAACAGAUGACAGUAGUACAGAAAGUUUAACGCCUGGUAGCUUUCCAGGUAGUUUUAGCGUACGUGGUAGUAUUAGUAAAAGCGUACAAAUCAAUGAUGCAAAGGACUUACGCUUUCUUAACUCACAAGCGCAGAAAAAACAUCAAUGUAAAGAUGAGCGAAUUGUAUUGGUGUCGGGAAAAGUACCAUUUUUCAUAUUUUCCGCUUUACCUUACUAUAAAGGCAAAAACGGCAGAGCCGAAUUACGUAAAGAGGGCAGACGUCGUCAUACUUCUGGUUCUAGACCAUUGUCAUCUAUAAAUGAUGCACCUUUCGAUCCAUUCGAUUUGUUGGGCAUUGAAAAGGGUGAAAGUGGGCAGUGCAAUACAGAAUGA
Teleopsis dalmanni is the source of this 612-nucleotide messenger RNA. RefSeq lists its product as uncharacterized. NCBI's taxonomy places the organism in Eukaryota, Metazoa, Arthropoda, Insecta, Diptera, Diopsidae. Bases 1 to 612 code for a protein of 203 amino acids. The transcript is spliced from 4 exons. Gene Ontology annotation, biological process: regulation of cell cycle. The record is from RefSeq and is a predicted model, not a curated record.